This is a messenger RNA of Panicum virgatum (switchgrass), 1450 nucleotides long. Its product is annotated as E3 ubiquitin-protein ligase SINAT5-like. Gene Ontology annotation, cellular component: cytoplasm. The record is from RefSeq and is a predicted model, not a curated record. Gene Ontology annotation, molecular function: protein binding; zinc ion binding; ubiquitin protein ligase activity. Gene Ontology annotation, biological process: multicellular organism development; ubiquitin-dependent protein catabolic process. The coding region runs from base 159 to 1232 and encodes 357 amino acids. The transcript has 3 exons. Lineage: Eukaryota; Viridiplantae; Streptophyta; Magnoliopsida; Poales; Poaceae.
CCGCGGCCACCGCACCGCACCGCGUCGUCGUCGUCCCCAGCCAACCCAACCCAGCGCAACCCCCAAAACGAAUCCAACCCCACCUCAGCCGCAGCGCGGCGCCCCCCCGGAAUCCCAGCGCCGGUGCGCGCACGGCACCCGCAGGGCGCGGCGCGGCCAUGGACAUGGACAGCGUGGAGUGUCUCUCCCUCCCGGACGCCGCCAUGGACGUGGACGACGUCGACACCCACCCGCACCACGGCCACCACGCCCACCUCGGCCUCCCGCUCCACCCCGCCCACCUGCCCUCCGCCGGGGCCGGCCGCGCGUUCCCCAAGGUGAAUGCCGGGGCCGGCGCGGCGGCGGCGGCGGCUGCUGCUGCUGCCGCGGCUGCGGCGGGGGCAGCGGCCGCGGCAGGAGCGGGCGGGGGCCCGCCGGCGACCAGCGUGCACGAGCUGCUGGAGUGCCCUGUCUGCACCAACUCCAUGUUCCCGCCCAUCCAUCAGUGCCAAAAUGGACAUACUUUGUGUUCGACGUGCAAGGCCAGGGUGCAUAACCGGUGCCCUACAUGCAGACAAGAGCUUGGUGAUAUCAGAUGCUUGGCACUGGAAAAAGUAGCGGAGUCACUAGAGCUUCCCUGUAAGUACUGCUCUUUAGGUUGCCCCGAGAUCUUCCCGUACUACAGCAAGAUAAAGCAUGAAGCACAGUGCAGCUUCAGGCCGUAUAAUUGCCCUUAUGCUGGCUCUGAAUGUGCUGUAUCUGGUGAUAUUCCAUUCCUUGUUGCACAUUUGAGGGAUGAUCACAAAGUCGACAUGCACAGUGGCUGCACAUUCAACCAUAGAUACGUCAAAUCCAACCCACGAGAGGUUGAAAAUGCCACAUGGAUGCUAACAGUAUUCCAUUGUUUUGGGCAGUACUUCUGCCUGCACUUUGAAGCUUUCCAGCUCGGAAUGGCUCCAGUUUAUAUGGCUUUCCUCCGAUUUAUGGGGGAUGAGAAUGAAGCAAGGAACUAUACAUACAGCCUAGAGGUUGGUGGUAACGGUAGGAAAAUGGUAUGGGAAGGCACUCCAAGGAGUAUCCGUGAUAGCCACCGCAAGGUUCGGGACAGCCAUGACGGCCUCAUCAUCCAGAGGAACAUGGCACUGUUCUUCUCGGGCGGUGAUAGGAAAGAGCUGAAGCUGAGGGUGACUGGCCGGAUCUGGAAAGAGCAAACCAACCCGGACGGAGCCUGCAUUCCGAACCUUUGCAGCUGAGCAAAGGAAACGAUUGAAAAGAGAGAGAAAAGAUUGUGCUACUUGGCUGGCUUGUUAUUUCAAAAUUGCCAUGUUGUUGUGUUUUCAUUAUAGUAUGUGGCUGUUGCAAUGUUGUACCGUAAGCGAAAUUUUAGGAUGUAAAAUGUUCUUGUAAAGUAAUUGUGUAUAACAAAUCCAAGAAAUCAUACAAGUUGGCCCAUAAAUGUCUGUCUUGCGUU